CCCUGUGGCGCCGGGAGGGAGGCGCGGCUGGGCUCGACGAACUGCAGUUGGGGGGAGCAGCACCCACCGGCUCGGCCGGCAUCAUGGGCCGCAGGUUCUGCCUGGCUCUUGCGCUUACUGCUCUCCCCAUAGUCGCGGCUAAUGAAGAGGUACCUGCUGUUCACCAGGACUCCUGGGGAGACUUCUGGCUGUUCCGGUUUUUAGUCAAUGCUGCAGGCUAUGCAAGCAUUGCGGUCCCGGGUUUCUUGCUUAUACAGUACUUCAAAAGGAAGAAUUACCUUGAAACUGGCCGUGGUAUUUGCUUUCCUGUUAUCAAAUCAUGUGUCUUUGGCAAUGAGGCCAAAUCAGCGCACCAGGAUGAUACCUUGCUAGCUGCUCGGAAUGAAACUGUAGAGUCUUCCACAGCCCGGCAGUUUUUUAAACUGCUGUUUUGUGCAACUGGCCUACAGAUUUCCUACCUGACAUGGGGUGUCCUCCAGGAGCGUGUGAUGACCAGAACGUAUGGAGCAACCGAGUCAGACCCUGGAGAGAAGUUCAAGGAUUCUCAGUUCCUUGUCUUCAUGAACCGAAUCCUAGCCUGCACUGUGGCUGGCCUUUACUGUGCCCUGAUCAAACAGCCCCGUCACGGUGCACCCAUGUACAAGUAUUCCUUUGCCUCUCUCUCCAACAUUCUUAGCAGCUGGUGUCAGUAUGAAGCACUCAAGUACAUCAGCUUCCCCACUCAGGUGUUGGCCAAAGCCUCCAAGGUGAUUCCAGUCAUGCUGAUGGGCAAGCUGGUGUCACGCAAAAGCUACGAAUACUGGGAGUACCUGACGGCCGCACUCAUCUCUGUGGGAGUCAGCAUGUUCUUGCUCUCGAGCUCCCAUGACAAGCACCUCGCCACUGUCACUACCUUCUCUGGUGUGAUACUCCUAGCCGGCUACGUUGCCUUUGACAGCUUCACUUCCAAUUGGCAGGAUGCCCUCUUCACCUACAAGAUGUCUUCGGUGCAAAUGAUGUUUGGAGUGAAUGUCUUCUCGUGCCUCUUCACUGUGGGCUCACUGCUAGAGCAGGGUGCCUUGCUGGAAUCGCUGCACUUUAUGGGCCGCCAUUCUGAGUUUGCUGCCCACGCUGUGCUUUUGUCUGUGUGCUCGGCAUUCGGGCAGCUGUUCAUCUUCUAUACCAUCAACCAAUUUGGAGCAGCUGUCUUCACCAUCAUCAUGACUCUACGCCAAGCUUUUGCCAUCCUCCUUUCUUGUCUCAUCUACGGUCACGCAGUCACUGUGAUUGGCGGGCUGGGAGUAGGUGUGGUCUUCACUGCACUCUUCCUCCGUGUCUAUGCCCGCAGCCGCAUGAAGAAGCGAGCAAAGAAGCCAGCUGUGGAGGGCCCAGUGCAAAAGGUUUAGGGGCUGCAGGGCAACUAUGCCCCCCCAAGCUCCCACCUGACUGUAGGCACUUGCUUAAUAUCUCUCAUGAAUCCAGCAAAGAGCUGGAAAGGGAGAAAUUUUGAUCCCCAUUCUCCCCAUCCCAGCAGAUUCUUUGAAAAAUGCUGCUGGGAUUGGUUUGAAGGAUGUGAGGGACACUUUCUUCCUGUUGUCUUAAUGUCUGAGCAUUUCAAGUCUACCAGGACUUUCUGCUAAAGAAGGGGCUAUUGAGAUCCAUUUUCCAGUGAAGGGGUGCAGUGCCCCACCAACACACUUUGGGGGAAAGAAAGGUUAUUUAUGAUCAGAUCGAAUUGGAGCUUUUUUGGUGGGUUUUUUGGUUAUUUUUGCUUUUUGAUGUGGUUCACCUGCUUACCACCCUGGAGCUGCACAUAAGAGAACAACAAGACCAAGACUUUUUCCAUUUUCAUUUUUUUAAAAUACCCCAAACAUUAUGGUUGGACAGGAAACCUGGCAGCCCCAGCUUUUUCUAUAGAAAAUCAGCACUGACUGAGGUGUUGAACCUAUUUUGCGGGGUAAUAGCCUUUCUUAAAGCACAGCCUCUGACUUUCUGGCUCAGUAUACCCAUCUGUUCUUUUGCCUCACUGUUGGACCUGUCAGGCUGUGCCCCGUUCCCCAACGUCAUUCGGUUCUUGCUUUUCGCUAGUUCCCCAUCGACCAUCCUCUCACUGCCUUGAACUACAAUCCCAGAACCCCUUGAGGCCACUUUCUUGGGAUUUACUGUUGCUGCAAACAGAAAAGCACAAAUACUGCCUUUUUGAAACACCUCUUUGGAACCAGUUCAAAUUCUUUUGCUGCUUUAGGCUAAAUGGAGAAGGAGAGGGUAGCCUCAUAGUAAAAGAAUGUGCAUCCCAAUCCUUUUCUCCUCUUCCCUCCCCGCUCCCCAGUAAUUUUUGCAAAGGUUGGUGGAACGUGCUUGGUUCAUACGGAGAACCAGCCCUAUGGGAGUAGUAUGUGAGUCUGGGCCCAUAUGCUGCUUCCAGUAAGGCUGGGCUCUGUGUUCCACAAUCUCUUGGGUGUUGCAAAGUGUUUUGUGGCACCUUCCCAUUUUACACAGCAAGCAGGCCAAGCUGGAAGCAGUGUGUGUGGGGCGCAGGCUCUGAACUGAACUGUGCUGCCUCUAUAGUCAGCUGGCUUUACCAUUUUUCAUUUUGGAGCCAGGAGACAGUAUCUCUGAGCCAGCUGCAUGAUGCAGGAUAGUUUGGUGCUCAGAGGCUGAAUCUUAUCCUUUUAUCCAGUCAGCUGCUCUCAAAACUGGAUGCAGGAUUGGCAUUGUUGGCUCCACCCAGAAAGCCUGGGUUUUACCCAUUAACCCGUUUGUUGUCAAGCUGACAUUAUCCAGGGGAAAUGGUUUGGUACUCUUGACACACAACUCUUAUUUUAUUAAAUAUAAACUAUGCUGCAAAUAAGUGGCCAGGAUAUGUUUUAUAGCCUUUGAAAUGUGUCCAGGAGGGAUGAUGUUAAGCAGGGAUGGCUACCCUGUGGUCCGCUGGAAUGUUUUUUGGACCAAAAAGAGAUUCUCAAAUAUAUUCAGUUUGAUUUGUCCAGUACAGUUUAAUUGCAUUAUUACCAAGUGGACCUCUUUAAAUCUAAUGUGCCAAAUUAAUGUUACCUUCUUGCCUUUGAGCCAGGAAAACAUCAUUCUUUUCUUUGUAGAUGGAGAACAAUUCUAGAAGUUUUAUGGGUCUUCACAGUUGCUUUUAACUAAGAUCAACUAUAUGUGCAGAACUUGACUUCUGUCUGAGCUAUAGCUCUCUCCUACCUCUCUGCUGCCACAGAAGUAAAACCUCACAAUUGAAAAUGCUGCCAAAAGCUGCAUUCUGUGGCAGCUUGGUUUCGGUACUUUUUCUUGCAGAGGUAGUCUUUGGGCAAGGUUUUCUGCUGCAGAAAAAAACACAGCUAUUUUAAAUAGAGCCAAAAGGAGAUAGCUGAAGUGCCAUUUAGUCUCUGGUAACAGGUAGGCAAGUGUGAAAAGACUGACAAAAUACAGGUAAGUUGAAAUGUUUUAUGACGCCCCUUUAGCUCAUUUCUUCAAAUGAGCACGUGAGGCAAGUGAAUCCAGGGACAAGGGUCCAGACACAAGAGCCUCUGCUGGGUCAGGCCCCUGGCUCGAGUCAAGCAUCUCAGUGUGGCCAACCAGAUGUCUAUGGAAAGCCUACGAACAGGACAUGAAAGCAACAGUGCUCUCCCCUCCUAUAGUUUCUAGCAUAUGGCAGUCAGAUGCAUACUGUGUGAUAAUGGAGAUAGAACCUAGACUUGUCCUCCACAAACUUGUCCAAUCCUCUUUUAAAGCCAUCCAAGUUGGUGGCCAUCAUAGUUAAACUAAGACACCAAAAUCGUAAUCUGUGGCUACAAAACAACAUGUAGAUUUGCUAUUCAAACUGUUGCAGAAUUUGUAAUUUUAUUUCAAGGAGUAUAAAGUGGAUGAACAUAGAAAGUAGGUAUUCACACACAAGUUUAGCUUCAGUGGGUUUUGUGAACCCUGGGUACCAUGAGGCCUAGAUCCUUGAAUUUAACUUUAAAAUAUGUGAAAAAGACUUAAACUAUCCUGCUCACUGAGAUUUGUACUGUUUAGUAGACUACAGAGCUGAAUAUGAUGUUCUAGGAAGAUACAAGGAAUAAGAGGCUAACUCCUAGGACACAAAAGAUCAAAAGUUACACUUGACAGCCAUGCUCCAUACAAAAGAGAAAAUUCCUAUGGUAGGAAAUUCAAUGUUGCAGUCUGAGACAAAUAUUACCAUCCUUGGCUGAUCAACCUGUGGAAUCCACUGCUAUGAACCUGCAUAAUUAAGACGGAAAUAGGAACUGAUUGUUAUAACUAAUGGAUAUAUCUAAAGGAAGAUAUACACAGUUUGGUGCAUUUAAGUCAUGUUUUAGCAGCCUAAACUGCUGGAUUCUGGUCAGAGUACAGUGUAACUUUUUAUGUUGAAGUUUAUCAUGGGCAUGACCUAUUGCUACUAGCAAUAAAUCAAAAAAUCUUUAUUCCAAGAAGCACAAGGUCCUGCCCUACAUUACCUUCAGGAAGACAAAAUUACUUACAAGAAUGCUCUUUGUUCAGUGGGGCUUGCUCCAUUUUAAGGGUGUAUAGCAGGAUGGAGAACUGCUUCCAUCCUACCCUUGUGGGCCAAAUUUGAAAGGUAGGCAGAGCCACCCACUGUUUUGGGGAUUUCAAAGCCAGGGUUCUUUGCAAGCCACUUUGAUCAGCUGAUCGCUAUAGGAUUAUGGGAAAGGGUGGGAGGGAAUGGGUUCAGCAAUCUUCCCUAUCUCCAUGCUUAGGUACUGGUUAGUUGGUGGUAACCUUCAAGAUAUUUUGCAUGUUUUAGUGUUUAUAUAUAGGCUACUGCCAGCUCAUUGCUCCUAAAGAUCAUGCCUAAUAUACUGUACUCAUCAAGCAGGGCUGGGGAACCUCUUUCAGGCCAAGGGUCAUCUUCCCUAAUGUGCAAUCUUCCAAAGGCUUCAUGGCAUGGCAGAGGCAAAAGUGAGUGAAGUAACAGGUGCCCCUUUACUUUUGCACACUAGGCUAUAUUUCAGCUGUGCAAAAAUCUGAAGUUCCUACCCGUGCAUGCUUGCAUUUAGGCAAGAGUCACACAUUGAACACAUUAUGGCUAGGCAAAGCACUCGGAGGGCACAGAGCAGAGCCAAUGCAGGGUAGGCCCUGGGUAGCACCCUGGACUACAUAGAGGCCUGGAAGGCCACGCAUUCAGCCUCUCAAUAAUGUGCCAUCUACUGGCUCCCUGCUGAAAUUAGAUUUGAAAGGGUUCUGUUGUAGUCAAUAGAAUAGGUUGUGUGUGUGUGGGGUUCCACAACAGUUUUUUCUGAUUUGCAAAUGCAUGCACAGGCGCCAAAAGGUUGAUUACCCUUGCUGUAGUGUGACUUUUAAGCAGAUGACUGUAAAGGAGAAGCAUGGAGGAAACUCAACGCCCAAAAUAAAGACCCGUUCAAGCCUAAAUAGCAACAAGAAUUCAGCACAGCAUUAGUUAUCUUAGUACUUACCAACUUCAAGAGUGGAAACUAAGCAGAGUGCGUGCACCCACCAAGACCUUUCCUGUUGCCCAUGAGAACCUGAACCCACUGAAACGAAUUAGAUGACUGGAGGCUUCUUGAUUGCUCAGAGUAUUUCCUCCUCACUUUUUUGUGCAAACAUUUAAGCAUUCCCCCCCCCAAAAAAACCCUAUGAGUGGGUGACCUACCUUCUUAAUGCUAGUCUGAGGAGAGUGUGAGCUGCAGGGGGUCUGUGCACACACAUGUAUGUUAAAAAGGAAGCAAACUGGGCAAAGAGAGACCUUUUGGAGCACCAUGAAGAAAAGCACAAAAAAACCCACUAUCAUGGAACCCCUGAAAACCACUGCCAAAUCAGAUUGCAUUUGUGUCCACAGAUGUUUUGUGGUUUGGGUAUGUGCAUCCCAUAAAUAUCAGUGCCUUAGCUUUCAUACUAUGCAGCUUAAAUUGGUUGAUAAUUUGAGGAAGGUGCCUUGUAAAAAUUGUAAGGAUCUGCUGAUCCAUGUUUUGUGACACAGUGGCACUGACAAGUGCUGAAUCUAUGAUUUUCAGAUUGAGAGUCCACGGAGGCAGAUCUGAUCUGCAACUGCAUGGUGGUUUAGGGGAAGACCCCAGUAAAAAAUCAUGCAAGUGGAGUUGUUUUUAACCUUACUUUUACAUUCUUCCUUUUCCAUGGCCUGUGGCAGCCAUUUUGUGACUUUCUCACAAUUCCACAUGUACCCACAGGAUAGAGAAGGCUGUGGGCCCCUGACUUACACUGCAUUGCUGGUGCAUUCUGGCAUAGGACACCUGAGCCAGGAAUCAGUGUCCUCUCCACUCGUUGUCAGCUGGGGUAUUGUUGUCUGUAUCACUCUGUAACAAGUUCCCUGUGCUAAGUGAGAAAAGAAAUCCUUCACAAUACCACUUCAUUGUAAACCACAUUCUUUGUUGCUUUAAUUCCAAUAAAACAAAACCAAAUACAAACAGCCAACAAGAGUACAAGUCCCUGCUCUCUGAAGACAAAGGGCAGCAGUGAGGGAGGGUGGCAAGGAGUCAACUCACUGCUCUAUUAGUGGGAAGGACAUUCACUUUAUGUUCACCUCAGCUUAGGCAGGAUGGAUGCUUGGUGGCCCAAUAGAAAGAGGAUGAAACCUAAAACCAGAGG
Molecule: messenger RNA, 6564 nt
Organism: Rhineura floridana
Lineage: Eukaryota; Metazoa; Chordata; Lepidosauria; Squamata; Rhineuridae
Gene: SLC35B2
Product: solute carrier family 35 member B2
Exons: 4
Coding region: 84-1385 (433 amino acids)
Biological process (GO): transmembrane transport
Cellular component (GO): endoplasmic reticulum membrane; Golgi membrane
Molecular function (GO): 3'-phosphoadenosine 5'-phosphosulfate transmembrane transporter activity
Source: RefSeq, a predicted model, not a curated record